GUGAAGGGAGGAGGGACUAUUCGCUUCGUUGUCGCCCAAAUUAAUUUCAUAGUGAUUUACGACAUGAUCUUCAUAUGUGAAUUAAAAUAAAUUACAUUAUUUAGUGCAUGAUUUGUGUAUAAGUGUGAAUUUAAAACCUCCUUUACCGCUUGUUUAUUGCUACCGAUUACAUUCCGACCGCUCCCUGCAUAUAGGUAGUACGUCAGUCGUCAAGUAUUUUUCAUGCCUGUUUGUACUACUUACUCUAGUAGCGGCCGUAAUAGUAAAAGCUGUUGGAAAGUGCAUUCGUAGUGGAAAUUGUUAGUGUAAAAAAACUAUCCCACGCUCCAUAUAAUAACGAGCGUUAUGAGGUGAUUGUGAGGCUGUGCAUUUUGCAAGAUUGUAGCCAUUUUCGGUGACCCAAAUCAACGUGCAACAGUAUUAUCAAGAGCAGCUCACAAUGACUACUCCCUUUAACACAUUAAUUGACAAUUAAGUAAAUAGUGAAUUAGACAUGAUAAGCAUAACACAACAGAAAUGGACGGCGUGAAGAAAAUACAUUCCGGAACACUGUAUCGCAACGGUCCGGUGGAGGGCGCGUACGGUCCGCAACACAGUCCGGUGUCGCGGUCGGACGCCUCCACUGAGGACGCGGAGCUGUCGGCUGCGUUAGCGCAUCAGCAUCAUCUAGCUAUGCAGGCUGGCGAUUACCAAGUGGGCGGCGGUGUGGGAGUGGGAGUGGACGCUGACUACGGGCAGUAUGUCUCCUCGCCGGCCACGCAUUACAACCACAUGGGACAUUUGACUAUGGCGCCGUCACAGAAAUACCCACACGUAAUGGACUCGGUGUCUGUAAGCGGUGGUGGAAGUUACGGCGGUGCGGGGGGUGCCGGUCAUUACGGCACUUACGGACAUUAUGGAGCCGCGGCGUACCAACCACAGCCAACCUAUAUGGUUGAGCCACAAAUGGUCGACGCUCCACCACAAGUUGCUGCCUAUUUGGGACCGGAAUAUGGCGAGGGGGGAGGCAGUGCAUCACCUAGAAGUGCAUCUCCUGGGGCUUUACCACAACACAAUUUACACUUACAACAAAGGUACGACUCGGCGUCGCUGGAGCAGCUGGGGCGGCACUACUGCGUCACGUCCCCGCGCGGCGAGUACGCGGCCGACGGCUACGGCUAUCAGCAUUACCCGGCCGCGUACGACCCGCCCCCGCACCAGCCGCCGCCCUUCAAGGACUCGCAAAAUGGACUCAGCCUAGGCAGCGCGGGUGGUCAGUCGAUGUAUGGUGAUGAAGAAGAACUACAGAAGCAAAUGGCAGGAAUGGCCUUAGAUUCAUAUGCAGUGCACGGCGUGGGCGUGGGCGGUGUGGGCGUGGGCGUGGGUGGGCGUGAGGACGGCGGCGGUCUGCAGUGGCGCGACCCCAACCUGCCCGAGGUCAUCGGCUUCCUCAAUUCGCCCUCUGACGUCGUCAAGGCGAACGCCGCUGCCUACCUCCAACACCUCACAUAUAUGGACGAUCCUAACAAGCAGAAGACGAGGAGUUUAGGCGGGAUCCCGCCACUGGUGCGGCUGGUGUCGCACGAGAACCCGGAGGUGUGCCGCAACGCGUGCGGCGCGCUGCGCAACCUGUCCUACGGCCGCCAGAACGACGAGAACAAGCGCGCCAUCCGCGACGCGGGCGGCAUCCCCGCGCUCAUGGCGCUGCUGUGCCGCGCCGCCGACAUGGAGGUGAAGGAGUUGGUGACUGGAGUCAUAUGGAACAUGUCGUCGUGCGAAGAUCUGAAACAGUCAAUAAUAAACGAUGCAGCUCAAGUGAUUGUCAACAAAGUCAUCAUACCGCAUUCCGGGUGGCAUCCCACCAAUCCUGGUGACACUUAUUGGUCUACAGUGUUCCGCAACGCGUCGGGCGUGCUGCGUAACGCGUCGUCGGCGGGCGAGUACGCGCGGCGGCGGCUGCGCGGGCUGGCCGGGCUCAGCGAGGCGCUGUUGCACGCCGUGCGCACCGCCGUCGCAGUCAAUGCCAUCGGCACCAAGAUCGUCGAGAACUGCGUCUGCGUGCUGCGCAACCUCUCCUACAGAUGUCAAGAAAUUGAAGACCCGUUUUACGACACAAGAGCACCACCCACACAGUCAUCAGGGCAAGCUAGAAUACAGGCUAGUGCUUCCAAAGGCGAGAAUCUCGGUUGUUUUGGUGGCAGUAAAAAGAAAAAGGAAGGCUCAUCAUCAUCAAACUCGACUAGCCCACUUGGAAAGAGUGAACCGGAGAACCAACCACUGGGGGACACCACACCGGACCCACAGCUCGGGUACAGUGUACCCAAGGGUACUGAAAUGCUGUGGUCUCCUGAGGUGGUACCUCUAUAUAUGGCGCUGCUACAAACGUGCUCGAACCCUGAGACGCUGGAGGCAGCGGCGGGCGCGCUGCAGAACCUCGCCGCCUGUUACUGGCAGCCCUCCAUCGACAUCCGUGCCGCUGUCAGAAAGAGAAGGGGUCUACCAAUUCUGGUGGAGCUGCUGAGGAUGGAGGUAGACCGCGUAGUAUGUGCGGUGGCGACGGCACUGCGCAACCUGGCCAUCGACCAGAGGAACAAGGAACUCAUCGGAAAGUACGCCAUGCGGGAUCUCGUGCAGAAACUGCCAAGUGGGAACCAGCAGCAUGAUCAGGGUACGUCCGACGACACGAUAGCAGCGGUCCUGGCGACGCUGAACGAGGUGAUAAAGAAGAGCGGCGAGUUCUCGCGGUCGCUGCUGGAGGCGGGCGGCGUGGAGCGGCUGCUCAACCUCACCAAGCAGCGCCACCGCCACACGCCGCGCGUGCUCAAGUUUGCCGGCCAAGUACUAAUGACGAUGUGGUCGCACGCGGAGCUGCGCGAGGUGUACCGCAAGCACGGCUGGCGCGAGGCCGACUUCCUCACGCCUGCACGCGCCGCGCAACCGAGAGGCUCUUCCAACAGCAGUGCAGGGCAGGGCACGCCGUCGUCGGCGGCGGGCGGCGCGCCGCACUCGCCCAGCAACGCCAACAGCACGCUCAGCCGGCCCAUGGCCUCCACGGGCGGCACGCGCUACGAGGACCGCACCAUACGCAGGCAUCGGGAGAACGAUGACAUGCCAGCGAUGGACGUGAACAGCUAUCAGGACGGACUCGGCAUGGGCAACCCCAACGGGCGGCCUAUGAACCUUCAGGGCGUCCAGGCACAGAUGCCGCCACCGAGCAGCCGUUAGUCUGCACUAGGUGAGCCUCGACCGGCUUAGCUAGUCGCCACUCACUCACAAACGAAAUUGAAGGCUUCGCGAGGAGUCCCAACAUCCACCAUAAUUUAAUUAAGAUUACUCUUAAAUUGAUGUGCGGUAAUUUUUUUUUGUGUAAUAAAUUAUUUUUGUUCCUUCCUGUAUCAACGCUGUAUGAAUUAUUAGAAAAAAUCUUGUACUUUUACUACGAAUUGGAGACAGUUAUGCAGAAAACAGCCUUCUCUUAUCGGUAUCCCAAAUAAUUUUGUUGUUUUCUAUAAAAUUAGCUCCAAUUGUUAGGUUUAUUUGCUGUUAUAAAUUAUACAAAAAAAUUGUCAUAGAACUCAUUGGUUAUGUCAAUUAUUUGAUUUUGCCUCUCGAACACCGAGAAAAAACAUUUUUAACCUACUACAGAUAUUUCUAAAAAAUAGAAACUAAAUAGAUGAACAUUUGUAAUACUCAUAAAUGACUUGUAAUAUCUUUAAUGAUGAUAUUGACUAUGGAUAUGUAAAGGUAAAAAAAAAAAAAUGAUAUUAAUAAAUAAGCAAUUAUUAAAAUUACCCCAUUAGUCCAUUGCGUGCAAUGGUACAGUCAUUUGUAAUAAUAUGUAAAAACUAAGCCGUUUACCAUUAAUUUUACUGAUAAUUCGAAAUAUUUUCUUAUACAGUUGUAAUUGUAAACGGCUAAAGCGAUACAAGUGUUUAAUUGCAUGUACACCACACAGGGUUUGUGUUUUUAGAUCUUUGUAUUGACUAUCGUCGGGUACGCAAGCUUAACAUAUUGUAACCUAUAAUAUCUAGUUCUCUCCAAUAUUUGAUAUAGGAGGCAUAUACUGUAAUGCAUGUAGUCUUCUUUCCAUGUCUAUAGUGAGACAAACAAGAGCAUAUUUAUAAACAGGCUGACUAGAGAAGUUGUCGCAAGCUUCAAAAGGAUUGCUCCCGAAUGAAAGAAUUAUUUCGCUUCGUGCGCAGUAGCACCUAGGUAGUAGUAUAUUUUGAUUGCCGGCCCUGACUAACAUUGUUAUGGUGGCCUUUGUUAAUGCGUUCCAUUUAGAAGACUGUUUUGUUUGCCACUCUAUAUGAACUCUUGUAUGAAGUAUCUGCGAAUACAGCCUUGUUCAACUUGUGUACCGGACACUGUGGUCCAUCCUGUAUUUUAAUAAAUUGUUUUUUUUUAUUACUACAUAAUAUUAAUUCAAAUUUUGCUCAUCUGUCUCAAAGUGACUAUUGUUUUUCUAUAUACAUUGUUAAUGUGGUAAUACAAUUGCUACCUUUAGAUGGUGGGCUUUACGUAAAUUUAUAAAAUCUAAAAGAUUUAUGGACAAAAACUUUGUGAAAGUGGACAUAGUUGCAAAAAAUUAAAGUAAAAAAGGAAAUAAUAAUAAUAAGGAAUUUUUUUAUUGAUGGUCCGAAAAAAAAGUAAGUAAAAAUAAAGGCAUUCGAGAACGAUACUAUUAAUUGAUGAUAGUAUCCUUGGGUUUCGAGUGAGUAUGCAUUUUUUACCACAGUGCCAUUCAAUAAAACAUGUUUUUUUAAUUGUCUUUUUUACUUAAAUUUUUCAUAAUUAAUAUUAAUUAAUUAUUUAAAUUGUAAAAUUGUAAUAAAUUUACUAUGAUUUGUUAUAUUUUCUCGCGAAGUCAUACUAUUGAAAUUAAAUGAGAGGAAUUAUGCACAAGCAUAUAUUUAUGUCAUAAUUAUGACAGUAGUAUUUUCCCGAUAUUUUCCUAACGAUGGUAAUGGUAUGCCUAUUCCUGAUAGGGUCAAAUCACAUAUGUUUACAUCUAUUCGCUUUAACUCGCAAUUAUUUACAUUAUGUUACCAUUUUUAUGUGCAAAUAUCAUAAAAUUAAUAUGUUCUAUAUUGCGUUUAGUUGCUGACACGUGUGUUUUGUCCCUUAUUGUACAGUUAUUUACAAUAAUUUCUCAAUAAUAGAUAUUGAGCUAUAGUAACUAGAUAUCGCUUUAUUUAUUUCACACAAUGGUAUCUUGUGUAAUCUUUUAAAUUAUAAAAUUUAUGAUUAUAAGAAUCAUUCAUAAAUCAUUGUAAUGUAAUUAUUAUAAAUUUUGGUUUCUGUUGGAAACAUUUAUAAUGAAAUUAUUGAUAUGACUGUACUAUUAAAUAUUUAGAGCUUUAAUGAUACUGUAAUUCAAUUAGUUUAUCUCAGAUUAUUUAAGGGUUUGCGCAGACGCGACGCAAGUGACAAAUCAGUUUAAUGACCUUUCCGAUGGUCGCGAUUUCGAUUCUCACACGAUUUAAUUAAUAUUUUUUUUUAUAUUCAUGAGUAUUUCUGUUUGUAUUGGUCUCAGUGUUUAUAUGAUAAGUAAAAAAAAAAUUAGUAUACUGUUACAAUGUCUAUUUUGUUUAACCUAAAUGACGCUAAGUAAUUAGUCCAGUGGCAUAUAUUAUAAAUAUUUUUUUUAAAAAAAACAUGAAAUUAUAAGCUUCUUGGGAUCCCCAGACUGGAAGAAGCGUUUUCUAUUUUUUAUAUUGUUGUGGGCAAAAAAUAGAUAGAUAGAUACUCUUUAUUGUUUCCUCCAUAAGAUUACUAUAGUAAACUUAUUAUAAAUACAAAGAAUUACAAGAAAAUAUUACAUUAAGAAAACAAUGGGUGGCCUUAUCGCUAAGAGCGAUAAUACGCCGAGGCUUGUCUCUAGUUUGCGCAGACUCUCUAUUUAUUUAUAAAAACUAAAGUAUUCUAUAAACCUAAUUUAACUAUUACGUGUUUUGCCACUUUCUUACAUGUUAGAAAUUUACCUUAAAAUAGAAAGGCAAAACAGUUUAACAGUUACAAUUAGAUUUAUUACACGUUAGAGGUUUUUGUAAAUAAAGCGGUGAAUAUGUAUUAUUAAGGUUCUAAAUACCGUGUCCAUUUAUAGCGUAAAGGCCUAAUGUUAAAUUCAUUUACCGCCAUUUUAUUUAUGGAGCGAUCAUGUCAAUUCCCAAUGUAUAUACUCGUGCCAUUCGUGUAUUUUUAAUAUAUAUAAAACAAAUGGGGGUUUCAUGUAGUGUUGUUUAACGAAUUUUCUAUUUGAUCGGGACUCAUCGGUAUUGUAAUAGAAUACAGGUCGUUCGAUAUUUCGAACAAUACAUCCAUGGUUUUGUGUAUAUAAUAUUAUAUACACACGAACAAUUGUGGUUAACAUUUAAACUGUUUGUGUCGAAUAGGUAUCGCACGGUGUAUUCUUAAUAACCUCUAAAUAUAACGAUGUAACAAGUUAAUAACAAUUUAUAAUAUUCGAAAUUUGAAUAUUACUGUUAUUAUUUAUUAACAAUUAGUUUUGUAGUGAACACGUAGCCGGAAGCGGUAAAUCGAAGGACGUAUUUUUUGUCUCGUUCCAACGCUGCGCGCGCGAGGAGUACGGGUAAUACGGUCGAUUUCGAAGUCAGUGGCUGAAUAGUUUAUACGAUAUAGAGUUUUGUAAUAUUUUGUAUCCAUUCCAUGACCCUUUAUGAAUAAUUGUAAUAUAGGUGUCUAUGUCCUCUUAUUGUAUUAAGGAAUAUCCGUCUUAUAUUUAGCGUAAGAUGCAUUAAUCAUGGGACGUUUGUGUAAGCUCUCAGAUGUUUCGUUUUUAGGCGGUGUGUGUAUUUUGGGAGGGACAGUGCAAAAUUAAUGCGGCACCCCUACUACGGCGCUGAUACGAUAUGAUUGGUCAAGUGGAUAGCAAGUGAGAAUUGACGUAUGGUUAUAACGUUAAUUAUGCAAUAAAAUUCUUAUUAAGCUGGCACUAUACAUUUGGAUUUUGAUGGGAAAAAUGUAUUUUAAAAUUUAUUAAACAAAAUAUGAAGUAGGUGCAAAGUUUUUGAUGUUAGAUUUAUAUGCAAUGUACUUUAUGAUUUUCGUUGUCGUUCAUUAACACAACACUUUUUAAAUUAUCAAUUAGAAUUAUAGAAAAAUGUUUAUUUGUCUUUGAAAAAUGACAGACGAUUCCAACGUUGCCAUAUUUCGGUAAAUUAAAUUAUGAAUGUUCUUAAAGCAUAGACAAAUAUUCGUAUCUUAUAUCGUUUGUUUGUUUGUUACACUUAAUAAAGACUUAAAUUAUAGAAUACAAAGGUGUUAAGAAAAGAAUGCGUACUAUGGCGGACUUAUUCCUUAAAGGAAUCUCUUCCAGUCAACCUUUGAAUGUCUGAUAAAAUUGUGAAUUAACGGAGAGGAGAAAAAUAACUAAUUAAAAAAAAAAAAAGAAAAAUACUUGGUGUUCCAUUUACAACACGAGCACAACAUUGAUACAAUCGUCUUUUUUCUUAUAAAUUGAUUCCUUGUAUGUACUUAAUAAGUUCAUCAUAAGAGAUUAUUUGUAAAUGCAAUUUAUUUUACAACACGUAAAUAGAAAUAAAUAUUAAUUUGUCAUAUAUUUAAAAUAGCGUAAAUACAUAUGGAAUCUUUGUGUACAAAUGUUUAUAUGCUCUCUAAAGUUUAUUUAUUCUAUUCGAAAUACAGUGUUUCGGUUUUGUUUGAUAUUGCACUUAAAGUGGAUAUCAUCGACUUGAAACUAGUAGGGGCGCCGCAAAAAGCCUUGCAUUAUUAAUCCCAAGAAUAUGUCAUAACGUUGACACUAGGUUAUAGUGCAGCUAAACCAUAUCUACGUGUUAUUAAGAGCGUUGCUGAUCAUGAUACGGUUACGCCAUUUGUAAUAUUGUAUACCAUAUUGAGUGAACCUUAAAAACAGUGGUAUGUACUAAUUCCUUUAUUGAUAAAAACUUUAAACCUCUUAUAAACCUAUUUUGGCUAUUGUAAUGUUUUGUCUUUUUCUUCUGCGCUAUUUUCGCCAUUUGACAGACACUGACAAAACAGUUUAAUAGUUAACAUAGGUUUGUAACACGUUUUAGUUUUCAUGAAUAAGGUGGGUCAAAAAUAUGCGAAGUUCGGUGCCUGCAUUUGACUAGUUUUGAUUGAACCCUACCAGUUUUAUUUAAAUUAUUUCUAUUUAUAAAUUUUUGUAAAAGGAGAAUAUAAAAUGGGUAAUAUAGAGGGCGUAGUCGUGCACUCGUCGCGUUGACAGAUGGCGCCACCGUCCCCGCAUCGUACCCAUGAGCAUGAUAUUGUGAAUGCAGCUUUAAAAGUGUUUAUUUCGGUUGAUUUCCCUCCGUCGUCGGUUUUACUUUUAGUGUAAUUAUUUAUUUUACAUUAACGUGUAAGGUUUAAAUUUUAUUAGAUGGUAAUAAAUAUAAGGGUUUUGUGAGGACAUUUUUUGGAUAUAUUUUUAUGCACAAUAAUGCAUUUUCUAUACGUCCGCGGCAGGAUGACUUGACUGAGUAACCUGGUACAAACUACCUUCAUCCAGUGCAUUAUAAUGAUUUAAGUACCCGUGUAUGUAAGUUUUUGUAUCAUAUUUUUAUUAAAAUGUAAGCGAAUGUACAACACAUCAUAUACCAUAUGCUUGCCAGGGCGUCGUCGCUUCUAUGAAGUGAUUUAUAAUAUAAUUUUUCACUGGAAUAUUUUCCGUGUACUUCGGGUUUUGUGUUAGAUUUAAGAGUUAUUUAAUCACCAUUUUUAUUUUUUUUUUAUUUAUCGCCUUUUAGACGUGAGUUAGCAAAUGGUAGAGUAGAUAUAUUGUUUCAAAGGUAUAAAUAGUUUUUUUUUUUAUUUUAAUAUAUCAUCCGGUUUAUGUAUGUAAACCCUUGUAUAGUGAAUCCAUGUAUUUUAUUUAAUAUUUUUGUUUAUUAAUAUAGAGCUGCCUUUAUACAGAUCUCUCGAACUUCAAAAUUAUUUUGUAAGUUGUUGUAGUGUCACCAUAUUAUCCGAGAACUUAUCUAGUGUUACACCACGGUUUUAAAAUAUAUAAAUGUCUAUGGUCAACCAUGGGCCAUAGUGUUGUUGGAACAGUAAUACUCUAUUAUUUAUAUUUUAUUUAAAAUUUUAUAUUGAAAAUUAUUUAGCGUGUUCGUUUGUCGUUGCGACAUUAUAGUAGUAAUGUAAUGGUUCUUAUGUCAUGUUGUAUGUAGAUUUUAUAGAGCAUUAUUCACUCUUGCAUAAAGAUAAUUAUUAUAAUUAAAGAAAUAUUAUUAUCACAGAGAAUUAAAUGAAUGAUUUUUUUAAUUUUCGUUUUCUUUUUUGUUUAACCUUUACUUUUUAUUAUUUAAUUUAGACAUAUAGGUGAUAUUAUUAAAAAGUGGUUGUUUUAAAAGUUGUAUGUAUUUUGGAAUUUCUAAAAUAAGGAGAUGUCAAUCGGUAUUAAAGGAUUUGUAUGCUUUUAUCAUCGCAGUAUAUUUCAUAAGUGGCAUUAUAUAUAUUAACGAUUAGUUUAGUUUAUCAUGGCUUCCAUUUUGUUUAUUUACCAAAAGUUUCUUUUAAGUAGUCCCCCCCCACACGGUUUUCUAGUUAAAAAUUAGGUAUUUUUUACCGACUAUCGAUAAUUGGGUACUAGGCAAUGUUGUAGUAAUAUGUACAAUUAUUAUUAAUUAUUAUUAUAGUAGUAAAAUACGAUUUUUUAUCUGUUAUACUUACCGUGUCAUAGAACGAAAUGGUACAACGUUGAUUUCGUGGUGGAAUCGCUUAUUGGAUUCCAUGGUUUUGUGUGAAUUAUUAAAUAAAAAAAAAAAUCUUGUACUAAUCGAAAAUAUAUGAUAAGUGAAAUUUCCUAUUUGUAUGAAUGCUCACAUUUUAUAUUUAUCAGUAGUGUCCUUAAUCAGUUAUUGAAUUUAUAGAUGUAAUAGGCGUGUUAACCGAGUAUGGGGUUAAGUAUUAGGGCAUGCACGGUUAUGGUGAUAUAUAUAGGUAUCAUUUUUUACUCGUACCAUCUGACAAUGCGGUGUUCUGUUUGCGGACAUCGCUAAUUACACAACAGUAUUAUUCAAUAAUCAUGUACCAACGUUGCUAAUACACUUACCUACAUUUAAAUAAU
Galleria mellonella (greater wax moth) is the source of this 10051-nucleotide messenger RNA. It is a transcript of the gene p120ctn, whose product is annotated as catenin delta-2. Lineage: Eukaryota; Metazoa; Arthropoda; Insecta; Lepidoptera; Pyralidae. Gene Ontology annotation, cellular component: adherens junction; nucleus; cytoplasm. Gene Ontology annotation, molecular function: cadherin binding. Gene Ontology annotation, biological process: cell-cell adhesion; cell-cell junction assembly. The record is from RefSeq and is a predicted model, not a curated record. The coding region runs from base 517 to 3204 and encodes 895 amino acids. The transcript is spliced from 21 exons.